Molecule: messenger RNA, 3253 nt
Organism: Eleginops maclovinus (Patagonian blennie)
Lineage: Eukaryota; Metazoa; Chordata; Actinopteri; Perciformes; Eleginopidae
Product: very-long-chain (3R)-3-hydroxyacyl-CoA dehydratase-like
Exons: 11
Coding region: 129-1214 (361 amino acids)
Biological process (GO): sphingolipid biosynthetic process; very long-chain fatty acid biosynthetic process; fatty acid elongation
Cellular component (GO): endoplasmic reticulum membrane
Molecular function (GO): 3-hydroxyacyl-CoA dehydratase activity
Source: RefSeq, a predicted model, not a curated record
CCAUCACAUCCCCUCUGUUGUGUGCGUGGGGGUUGUCGGCAGGCUGUCUGAUCAGGACCUAGGUUCACAGUUUAAGUAGAUUUCUCCUCAUUUUAUGGCAUGUAGAUAUCAGAAAGCACAGAGUUACAAUGCAGAUCCUCACCCCUCAUGUUUACUGGGCUCAGCGGCACGCAGAGAUCUUCCUCCGGGUGGAACUGAGCGAUGCAAAGGAUCUCGACAUCAGUGUACAAGAAAACAACACUCUUCAGUUCAAAGCACAGGGCCAUGGAGCUAAAGGAGAUAAUAAAUACACAUUCAGUCUGGAGUUUCUGGAACCUGUUAGAACUGAGAUCAACCAUAAGUCCACCCAGCGUCAGGUGGACAUCAAGAUCAGGAAGCAGGAGGAGCGAUGGUGGGACCGGCUGACUCUGCAGGAGAAGAAGCCUCUGUUUCUGGCUCCGGACUUCGACCGCUGGAUGGACGAGUCGGACGCCGAGAUGGAGCUUCAGGCUAAGGAGGAAGAGAAGAUAAACAAGAUAAGUGUGGAGUCGAGAAUUCGUAAAGACCCAUACCUUGGGCUGAAGAGAGGCUACUUGUUUAUGUACAACCUGGUGCAGUUCCUGGGAUUCUCCUGGAUCUUUGUCAACAUGACCGUUCGACUCUUCAUUCUUGGUCAAGAUUCGUUCUAUGAUACCUUCCACACCACGGCCGACAUGAUGUAUUUCUGUCAGAUGAUGGCUGUGCUCGAGGUCAUAAACCCCUUGCUGGGUCUGGUUAAGACUGGAUUUCUUCCUGCUAUGAUACAGGUGGCAGGGAGGAACGUCAUUCUGUUCGUGAUCUUUGGCUGUCUGGAGGAGAUGCAGAACAAAUCUGUUGUGUUCUUUGUCUUCUACCUGUGGAGCACCAUCGAGAUCUUCAGGUACCCUUUCUACAUGCUGGCCUGCAUCAGCACAGAGUGGAAGCUGUUGACGUGGUUGAGGUACAGCCUCUGGAUCCCGCUGUACCCGCUGGGGGUCUUGGCUGAAGCGGUGGCCGUGAUCCAGUCCCUGCCCAUCUUUGAUGAGACGCGUCUGUUCAGCUUCCCCAUCCCCGCGCUGCUGGGAGGCUCGCUGAGCUUCUCCUAUACUCUGCAGAUCUACCUGGUCCUCAUGUUCCUAGGACUCUUCAUCAAUUUCCGGCACCUGUACAAGCAGAGGAGGAGACGAUUCCGCUCGAGGAAAAGGAAAGUCCAAUAACUCAUCAGUCUAUUUUUAAAACACCCUGAACUGCCAUCCUGUUACAGACUAAGCAGAAGUUUUCUUUUCUUCCAAUUGCCUUUUCUCCUCUUCUACACAUACACUGACCUGAAGGAGGACUUUUCUCCUUAAUCCUCCAAUGGGUGAACUUUCCCCAGACCACAUCCUGUUUAUCCUUCUGAAACAGCACUAUAACACACAUCACCUGAAAACACUAUACAGGUCCAUCCAGUGCUUUACUACUACUGUGCUUAUUUUCUUUAAAAACAUCCAUUUUUUUAUCCUUGUCUGCAGUUUGAUUAUUACUAAUAUGUUUUAUUUAUUUGUAUUCACUCUAUGAACGUGGGAGUCUUUUGUUCCACAGUUUCUGUGAAUGAACUGGCUAAGGCAGAGUUUUCCUUUUUGUUUUAUUUAUUGCUCUAGGAUUAUUUAUUCAAAGAUCGUCUUUAUUGGUUCAAAACUAAUAUUGUUUUCAAUUAUCUUUUAACCAAUUAAAUAAAAAUCACUGAUCCACCCUCAGUGAUGUAAGGUAGUUAGCUAAACACCAUGACUCUUGAGAAAUGGUAAGGUGUGUGUUCCAAACACUGAGCCUUGUAUGACCCUGUCAGUCAGCCACUGCUUUGAUUAUUGAAAAAGCCAUGCAAAUUACUGUCACAAGGAAUUUUUUUAUGAAUAUCUUUUGGUGAUACAAUACACAGUCAUUCCUACCUGCCUUUACACUACCUGUACUAACUAUUAAGCGUACACAUUGUGACCUACAAAGAGAACAUGGGACUGAAAAGUUAUCAAUGAAGUGUUGUUUGUUUGCUUUUUAUGGAUUUUUUUUUGUACCCUAAACUAAAAAUACAAAUGGCAAAGUAGGAGAUAUUGUAUUUAAGGAUAGGAAUGGAGGGUGAAGAAGGGCUUCAUAAAACAGUUAUCUUUAUAUUACUUGACAAAUGCCUUUUAUUGCUUUACUGCUGUAAUACAAUCUCAGCUGAGUACAUUUAGCCAGUUCUGUAUUGACAGCACCUCCAGAGUCCAGUUCUCUCUUCUUUAAAGCGCCUGUGUAGAAUUUAUAAGAAAUGUUCAACUUGGGUGCCCCUAGUGGUCAUUUUGAUAAAUGUAGCAAUCUGAAGGAACGUAACAAGCACAUCGUUUUUUUCGCUGCAAGGAGACACUGUUGAUGUGUACUGCAGUGUGCACAGAUUUUCAGAUUUCUCCACCAUCAAAAGCUUUCACUACCUUCAUAAACUCAACUUUUUGUUGUUUGAACUGUGGAUGUUGAGGUCAACUGACAAUAAUGGACAAUGGGUCUAGGAGGGGAAAAAAAUAAACUCCAGAUGCACCAAACAUCCUUUACGAUCCAUAUCUGCUCUUACCCAGGUGUGACAAAUCCCCCAGGAUCUCAAACUGGAGAAGUGUGGCAGACGGUUUAUUAUUAGCAUAUGUACUGACGUGUUUUGCCGUGUGCAAAUAUUCCGCCCAAAAACUGUGAAACUGAGUAAAGAAGCUGAGCAAACUUUAUUAUUAUUGAGGGAUUGAACAUUUGAUUUUCUCUAAUAAUCCUUUUAUAUAUUUAGUAUAAAUAUCUGAAUUUGAAAUUUAAUCUGAAACAUGCUAUUCAGUACAUAUCUAAGAAAUCAAUAUUCUCAAUAAACAGUGUUUAGGUAUUAUUUUAUUUUGUCAAAACAAAUCAUUUUCUCAGAUAUGAAAAUCAAACUGUUCAUAAAGUCAGUGUUGCCAGUUAAAGCAAGAAGUUGUUUCUCUACACUUGAGCCGUCCACUUCCUGUUCCAACCCAAUCUGUUAACUGUUUAGACUUUCCAUUUGUUUUGUAUUUAUUUGUGUUUAUUUUACUUGUUGAUUUUAAUUAGUUUGUUUCAGAUUUUUAGUGUUUUCUAAUGGUGUUUGGGGAAAGAUGUGUAGUGGUCAUACAGCUUGAUUUAGACAUUUAUUUGCAUUUCAGAAGUCUUUAGGCAGGCAAAUUCAGACUAAAGCUGAAUUGUAUUGUAAAUCUCAAAUAUGGUGUACUGCCUAAAAUAAACAUCAGAGUUCUAA